Linum tenue is the source of this 1670-nucleotide messenger RNA. Lineage: Eukaryota; Viridiplantae; Streptophyta; Magnoliopsida; Malpighiales; Linaceae. The record is from the annotation of a GenBank genome assembly.
GCGACACUCAAACUCUUGCUUCGUCUUGGGAAACAAGGAGAGAAAGAGGAAAAUGGAGUCAUCCGCUCAGGAGGAGAAUGAGAGAUGAGGAAAAUGGAGGGAAUGGCUAAAAGCCAAAAAGGUCGUAGCUUUCUUCUCCGAGCAGAAACAAAGUUCCUUCCAUUACCUUUUCAUCUAUCUUUGUGAGCAACCCCCCCUUCCCCUUUGAAUUUUUCUUUCCUUCUUCUCUCUCUCUCUCUCUCGUUAAUAAAAGCUCUGCGUGUAGUUCUUCUUUCGUUUUUCAACGAGACUCUGCAAUCUCCAUGCUUGUCAAGCUGAUACAGGCCCUCCCGUUGGUUUCCGAUUGCAGAGAGGACGUUCUGCGUUUGCUUUCUGGGGUUUGGCUUCUAUAAUGGUUUAAAAUGUGGAAAUCUGUCCGUUUAUAGAUCAAAGGAAGUUGCUGCUGGUGGAAUAAGUUCUUGAAAGCUUUUCUUGGUUGAUGAGGAAUGGAUUUCACAAGCGGAUAGGUUGAGCACAGAAUCUGCUUUUGAAGCUGCUUUAGAGAGCAAAAAACCAGCAGCAGCAGUUGCCAACAGCCUCUUAUAUCAAGAAUAGUUCCACAGACUUCUUGUGCCACAUCAUGGAGUUGGAUUAUAGAUUACCUACAAAGAAACUUGUGGACUGUAGAAUUUGUCAUGAUGAGGAUGAGGACACAAGCAUGGAAGUGCCGUGCUCUUGCAGUGGCAGUUUAAAGUAUGCCCACAGAAAAUGUGUUCAGAGGUGGUGCAAUGAAAAGGGUGACACUACCUGCGAGAUCUGCCAACAGCAAUUCAAGCCUGGUUACACAGCACCUGCUCCAUUGUUUCACUAUGGAGGAAUUCCUGUGAACUUCAGGGGAAACUGGGAGAUGUCUGGAAAUGACUUCCAUAAUCAUCAAUUCAUAGCAAUGGUGACCGAUGAUCGUGAUUUUUUGGACUCCGACUUUGAUGAUUAUACAACUACUCCUUCUCCUACAAGCCUGAUGUGUUGCCGGGUCGUUGCCAUUAUCUUCAUGGUACUCCUUGUGCUGCGCCAUACCUUGCCGAUCAUUACUACUAGAACCGAAGACUACUCUGUGACAUUGUUUACAUUAUCGCUGUUGAGAACAAUUGGGAUUCUUCUGCCAAUUUAUGUCAUGGUUAAAGUCUUUGCAGCCGUCCAGCGUCAACGUCAGCUGGUUUCACAUAUGGCGUUCAUCCCAUCUUCGGAUGAAGAAAGUGAGCUCCCCCAAGUAGAAGCUCAGUCUCGACUAGAACCUCAGUCACGGCUCAUUCGUGUGCAAUGACUGGUGCACCGACUCCACCAAACAAAAAUGGUCAAGCCAGAGCAUCAGCAAUGUCAUGUUACGUAUAGCAACUGCGUGUUGCUGCAAUCUGGGGACUGGAGGGAGCAGUACUGCUAGCAAAUCUUCAAAAUUCUUCCGUCUGUUCUUCCCAUAGUGGUGGAAAUUUCGCUACCUAUGUCAAUCGAGAGAGAAGGGAGAUGGAUGUACCUCCAAGAGGUUGGGGGACGUGUGGCUAUAUGAUGUAUGCUCUUGUAUGAGAAAAAAAGAAGAAGAAUGUAUAGCUUUAAAGGUUUAUCACAUGGCUUUUUAAGGUUCAGUUAAUCACAAAGUACAGCGUUCAUGUCAAUGCAAACCGAAGAUUUCAAAC